AGGGGAUAACAAAUGUCAUGGUGACCAGCUGGAACAAAUUAUGAAGAAGCCAUGAUGUGAGCCUGUGCUGUGCUGCUUCGCCACCUAAGGCUAUAUCAGGUUAACCUGAUAUUACAAGGUUGUAGGACAAUGUGCUGCUUCUGGUGAAACAGGGGAGACGCUGGAGCCUUUUCACUCAGCAGCGGCUCCUGUCCCAGUACAGAUUAACUUGUAUUCUGGCUGUAGUAAAUAUAUCAGCAAAACCCAACAACCUUACAAAGACCACAUUCUCGUCAAACGCCGUAUUCCAUCAGUGAGACAGACGGCACUGCCGGUACCCAGCAGUAGCCCUGCCUGAGCGGAAACCGGAGCUGGUCUCAAACAGAAGGAGGAUGCACACUGCGGAGUCAUCAACAGAAACCUAGUGUUUUAAUCACAGACACCGAUCAUCGAGUUAAUCACUCAGUCAUAUAGCCAUCUAUUCAUUUUAUCGACAAAAACUUGGCGUGAGUCUACAGGCGGAGCGUGGUAGCAGUCAUGCCCUUGCCGUGGUUACGGCAUGGCUCCCGUGGACACGGGAGGACAUGGGAGGAGAAGGGAAAGAGCAUCAACAAACGGAGCAGGUUUGAACAACAUCCCAAUCUGCACCGUGAAUGAUGAUGACACAUGUCCCAGAUCGCUGUAUAUCUCUGACCAGUUUAGCCCUUCCGAGAGGAAUGAGACCUCAGUAGCAAAAUUCACUAACCCUCCCAGCACCGCAUCCCCAGAAAGCCUGAGAGUGGGAGGACUGUCACCAGCCCCAGCCAAACUGCCUGCCAGGCCUCAGUCGGAGCCAUGUAGAAAAUCCAGCCAGUGCUUCAAGACUUCCAAAGACAAUCCCUUGGUGAAAAAUAAGGUUGAACAUAAAGCUAAAAGGCCACUCCCAUCUGCAAGGAUGUGCUCUGCCGCUGCCUUCCAAUCCUCAGACGCGAUGAGCAACAGAAUGGAUGGGAAUGAGAACACCGUGCACAUUCCCAACUACCUGGAUCAGGAGAUAAAGAUCCUGGCAAAGCUCUCUGAAAUUUUGCAUACCGACUCUCUGGCGGAGGUUCUGAACUGGCUGCUUCAAGCAAGCAACAAAGAAAAGGAAUGGGUAUCAGCUCUGGUUCAUUCUGAGCUAGCUGAGAUAAACCUGUUGACUCGCCACAGAGCAAACACCCCAACAGAACCAGCAGCAGAGCCCAGGAAGCCGUACACCUCCGGAACACCCACAACCAAACUGCUGCAAAACUCACGUGCAAAGCUGAAAGCGCUGACUGGAUCUAGAGAGCGUCAGCUACACAGAACGUCAAGUCAAGGAUCCAAAGGGAACAAGCUGGUGUCACACGGGGCUGAGACACCACUGUUUAUAAGAAGAAACAAGAAGCAAACACCUGUUACAGAAUAUCUCAAUCCAGAGUCUCCUCUAGGGUCCAACAGUGUGGCGAGCAGAUCACCAAAUCCGGGGUCAGCCAGGAGUGCACAAGGCUACAGCCCUCAAAGAGUGUUCUAUCCUUAACACAGCAAACCAGGGUCAGCCAGGAGUGCGCAAGGCCACAGCCCUCAAAGAGUUUUCUAUGCUUAACACAGCAAAGGUAGAGAUGAGUGCUGGGUGGUUCUUUCACAAAGAUGGGCUUCACACUGACAGAACAUCAAAGUAAUUUUUAAAAUAACCAACCCGUCCUCUAUAUGGUGGCACAUGUCUCAAAAACACUUACAUAUAGUGCUAGAAAUAAAUAUUAGCGAAGACUAUUUCUAUUUGUAGCUAGUUUUAAUACUUAUGGAAUAAAUGUUUAUUUAAAUGCCA
Molecule: messenger RNA, 1804 nt
Organism: Mus musculus (house mouse)
Lineage: Eukaryota; Metazoa; Chordata; Mammalia; Rodentia; Muridae
Product: RIKEN cDNA 4930579F01 gene
Exons: 8
Coding region: 539-1516 (325 amino acids)
Source: RefSeq, marked validated